Messenger RNA from Clonostachys byssicola, 1242 nucleotides. NCBI's taxonomy places the organism in Eukaryota, Fungi, Ascomycota, Sordariomycetes, Hypocreales, Bionectriaceae. The record is from the annotation of a GenBank genome assembly.
AUGGAGUGGUUGGGCUACGCAAAGACCGACUUCACCCAUGCGAAGCAACCUCGCGUUGUACGAGACAAGCAAGGGGCCAAGACCGAUCUCCUCAAGAUCGUCGAAAAGACCACACCGCCAUGCGUCCUGAACCCGUUGCUGCUCAAUGGGCACAUGCAGACCCUCUGGUCGGCCACCAAGCCAGUGGGCCCCAAGAUCUACUACAAGCGCAAGGUCUUCGAGUCCAACCACGAGACAUUCGUCGGCACCUUUGCCGUCGACUUUGUUGUGGAUGAGUACGAGGGGGAGGAUGCAACUUUGUUCCGGCGCACCACGUACUUCAGCGAGGAGGAGUUCAAGCAGUUCGAGUCUGAGGAUGAGAAGCCCAUGGUCAUCAUUAUGCACGGUGUUGCUGGAGGGUCGCAUGAAGUGUACUUGAGACAUGCUGUUGCGCCUUUGGUUGAGGCAGGCUGGGAGGCCUGUGUGAUCAAUUCAAGAGGGUGUGCCAAGAGCGAGCUGACUAGCCGCUUCCUGUACAACGGACGGGCCACCUGGGAUCUCGUGAAAUGGUUGAAGGGGAGAUUUCCGAACAGGCCCUUAUAUGCAGUGGGAUUCUCUCUGGGAGGAAACAUGCUCACAAACUUCUGCGGCGAGGAAGGCGAGAACUGUCUUCUCAGUGGCGCAGUUGUAUGCUCAAACCCGUUCAACCUGGAGCUCUCCAACACUCUUCUCAGUGGCCAGUACCUGGGGACGAAGUAUUUAAAUAUGGUCAAAGAUGCGCUCGUUGCUUACGUGAAGAAGCAUAGAAAUGUUCUUGAAGGACAUCUUGAUAUCGAAGCCGUCUCAAAAGUCAAGUCUAUGGAAGAGUUCGAUCGCCUCGUGGAGUGCGCAAUCUGGGGAUACCCGACCGAGGCGGCAUACUAUCGUGAUGCCUCAUCUGCCGACUCCGUGCUGGCCAUUCGGAUCCCAUUUUUGGCAAUCCAUGCUCUUGAUGACCCGGUGGCUCCCAAGGAAGCCGUGCCCUGGCAAGAGUUCAAGCAGAACCCGAACACGGUGCUGCUUACGACAUCAAUGGGUGGCCAUAUCUCCUGGUACGAAAGUGGAGGUGGCAGAUGGUUCCCCAAGGCAAUUGCCGGUUUCCUCAACCAUCUGGCGUUCCAGGCUGACCCUGAGAGUCUUGGAGCCGUCUCGUAUAUCAAAGAUGAAGACAAAAAGAACAUGGAGUAUGUAGGAACGCGUCGGAAGAUGUUGAUUGAGCAAUAC